AUGGGUAAUCCUUACAGAAAUAUGACAAAAAGAAAUUUAACCUGGCGCUUCUUUCACGAAGUAGAAGAAAAUUCUGAAGCAUUUCCCAUUGAUAUUGACGAAUCAGAGUCUGUCUCGGAACUUGGGAAAGAAAAUCAAAGAAAAAAAGAAGGAUUUACUCAUGUUAUUUUUACCUCAAAUUAUUUAAUUAAUCAAAAUUUGAAAGAAAAAAUUAAAGAAUUAACUGAAAACCUUGAGAAUAUUCAUUUCAGUUUCGAAGAGGGAAUGGAUAAUUUUGGUCGACUCUCCGAAAUGCUAACCACAUUAAAAAAAAACAAAAGUCGUGCCGAGAACUCCAUAUUACAACUCGCAUAUAGUGAAAAAAUCGUUAGUAAAGGCGAUGACAUUUUAUAUAAUAAUAUUAAGAUUACCACUUUGAAAGUGGCAGAAGAAUGGGCAUAUAUUGAGUAUGAAAAUGAGUAUUUUACAAGUAUAACGAAGUUUAUCAAGGAAAAAGAGAAUAUAACAUACCCUCCGGUGCCUGAACAACGUGACCUUUUUGCCAUCGGCAAUAGAUCUUAUCAGGAUAUACGUAGGAUUCUGGGAUCAAAAGAGGGAGAAAAUGUUAAAGAACCAUUUACACAAAUUCCGAUUAAAGAAUCAGAUCCGUCAGAAAUUAUGAUAAUCGAAAAUAUAGCUGUCAACUGGACAUUGUUCCCUACCUAUGUCUCAUCAAAAUUACAUGAUGGAGUAAAUUUAUUUAGCAUCCCAUUAAAGGUGGAAACAAAGGAUGGGAAGUUAUUAUCUAUCCAACUCACUCGACCGACUUGGACUUGA
Rhizophagus irregularis DAOM 181602=DAOM 197198 is the source of this 816-nucleotide messenger RNA. The record is from RefSeq and is a predicted model, not a curated record. NCBI's taxonomy places the organism in Eukaryota, Fungi, Glomeromycota, Glomeromycetes, Glomerales, Glomeraceae.